Salvia hispanica is the source of this 1675-nucleotide messenger RNA. Lineage: Eukaryota; Viridiplantae; Streptophyta; Magnoliopsida; Lamiales; Lamiaceae. The record is from RefSeq and is a predicted model, not a curated record.
UCUACGAAUUUGCAUGAAUUGAUUGAGGUUGGGAAAAAUCGAGGCUUUCUCAAUCUACGAAUUGCGGUUUCCACGAUUUGAACUGUGAUGCAGCCCCUCGUUGUGAAUAAGUAUCGCCUCGGUAGGAAAAUCGGGAGCGGCGCCUUUGGGGAGAUAUAUUUAGGAACUAAUGUAAAGACGAAUUUAGAAGUAGCUAUUAAGCUUGAAAGUGUGAAGAGGGAACACCUGCAAUUACUUCGCGAGGUGAAAAUGUACAAGUUGCUUGGGAGAGGAUGUAAACCAAUUAAUGAUCUUUCUGGGAUUCCGAUGGUUGAAUGGUUUGGAUUCGAAGGCGGCUAUAAUGUGCUUGUGAUUGAUUUGUUGGGGCAAAGUCUUGAAGACUUGUUUAGCUUCUGUAGUAAGAAACUGUCUUUGAAGACUGUUCUCAUGCUUGCGGAUCAGAUGAUUACUCGGCUUGAAUUUAUCCACUCUAGGGGUAUACUGCAUCAAGAUGUAAAACCUGAAAAUUUUCUCAUGGGAUUGGGGCGUCGUGCCUCUCAGGUUUAUGCCAUAGAUUUUGGCCUUGCCAAGAUGUAUAGAGACUCAAGUCAUCGGCACAUUCCUUUUCGUUCCAGAGGAAGUGAGCACUUGACUGGGACAGUCAGAUAUGCAAGUUUGAAUACUCAUGAGGGCUAUGAACAAAGUCGCAGGGAUGAUCUCGAAUCACUUGGAUUUGCUCUCAUGUAUUUCCUAAAAGGAAGCCUUCCUUGGCAGGGGUUGAAAGCUAGAACCAGGUUAGAGAAGCACAAUAAAAUCAAAGAGAAAAAAGUUUCUACUUCGGUUGAGUCUCUAUGCUGUGGAUAUCCUACUGAGUUUGCUUCUUACUUCCAUCAUUGUCGUUCGCUUAGAUUUGAUGAAAAGCCAAAUUAUGCCUAUUUGAGGAAGAAUUUCCGUGAUCUUUUCAAUCGUGAAGGUUUUCAGUUAGAUCAUGUAUAUGACUGGACAAUUUUGAAAUCUCAGGAGGCUGAUUUUGCCAGACCUCCAUCUCAUGCUCUUGGAACUGCUGCUGCAACAAGUUCAGCGAUGCAACCCCACAACAUUGGCAGACAACCAGGCCGGGAUGAAGAUGUUGCUUGUGGCUUAUCUGCCAAUGCUACUGGGAGCUUUUCUAGACAGAAAGAUGCAACCACAAAUGACAAAACCAUGACUAAAGAACAGCUAUCUAGCUCUAACCUCUUCGAGCAAGUUGGAACAUCAAGACAGCCAACUGUUUCCAGCAGUCGUGAUCUGGAGAGCUCUACCAAUGGUAACAACGAUCCUCCUUCGCCCCGGAUGGCAUCUUUUACAAGAAACACCUCGAACGUGAAAAGUUUUGAGCCCACGCUGCAGGGCAUAGCAGAUCUGACAAUCGGCCUGGAUGAGAAGAUUUCUUGAAACAGCACAGGCACAGAGCGAGCAAGACACGGGACGAAAGCACGGUCGAACCUUGUUAUGUUGCAUCAGCAGUUAAAGAGAAGAGGUGUUAGUCUCACAAAGGAUAUGCUUUGAUAUCUUGCUCACUUUAUAACUCUCUCCUCUCUCUUAAACUCUUAUCUUACUGAGAAAAUUCCCAAAAUUUUGUUUGGUUUGGUUUUACAUUAGUAUGAAAUUAAUUGGAUAUUACUAUGUUACACGGAAAGAUAAUGAUACUAUUUCA